AGGGUGGAUUUUCCUUCAGUACACGUGACUGUGGUUGGAUUGUCGCUGACUGUACAGCGGAAGGUUUGAAGUCUGUGCUACUGUUACAGGAAAAGUGCCCAUUCAUCAAGGAAUACAUCCCACCCAGUCGUCUCUUUGAUGCUGUAAAUGUGUUGCUGAACAUGCAAAAUGCUGAUGGUGGCUUUUCAACCUAUGAAACGAUUCGCGGGAGCUGGCUGCUGGAACUGUUGAAUCCUUCCGAGGUAUUUGGUGAUAUCAUGGUUGACUACACAUACGUGGAGUGCACCUCAGCCGUGGUGCAGGCACUGAAGCAUUUCCACAAGUGCUUCCCUGAACACAGAACCUUGGAAAUCAGAGAGGUACUGCAAAAGGGCUUGAAGUAUUGUCAGAGGAAGCAGAGAGCUGACGGAUCCUGGGAAGGGAAAUGGGGUGUCUGCUUCACUUAUGGUACAUGGUUUGGAUUGGAAGCAUUUGCUUGUAUGCAGCAGAUCUACCGUGAUGGAGUGGCCUGUCAGGCAGUGUCUCGGGCUUGUGAGUUCUUGGUCUCCAAGCAGAUGGAGGAUGGUGGUUGGGGAGAGGACUUUGAGUCUUGUGAACAAAGCAGAUACAUCCAGAGUGCUACCUCGCAGAUCCACAACACCUGUUGGGCUCUCUUGGGACUCAUGGCUGCUAGGUACCCAGAUGUCAGAGUUCUGGAGAAGGGGAUCAAAGUUUUGAUUGAGAAACAGCUGCCUAAUGGGGACUGGCCUCAGGGGAAUGCUCCAGGAGUCUUCAACAGGACUUGUGCCAUCAGCUACAGCUCCUAUCGAAACGUGUUCCCCAUCUGGACCCUGGGGCGCUUUUCUUCUCUAUAUCCCGCCAGCCCCUUUUCAGGCAAGCUCUCCACAAAGGUAUUGGAAAAUGGGGAGGAAGAACUGGCCGCAGAAAUGACCGACGGACAUAGCUUAGCGUUUGCUGCUUCGUAGAUGUGGGGCCUGUAACCAACAUUGCAGGGAUGAGCUGCCUGUCUGCCUGAGGUUUUUUGUGAGGCCACAGGCCUCAUUUGAGGCCAGUGAAGGGGCUCUGCUUCAAAGAACCAGUGAGGAGAGAAGUCCCUGAAAUCCUGCUGCUGUGCUGCUGGUUCUUGCUUCUUAUAAGGUGUCCCUAAAUUCUGCUACUUUGGGGAAAGUCAACUGCAUUUGGAAAGAGAGGCUCUAAUCUGGCCUGGCAAAGAGAAACGCGUCUGAGGCAGAAAUGUCAAUAUGAGGUCUUGAAGGCUUGUGGAACUUUGCUCUUCGCACUGGUUGGAGCUCCUCUCUCUCAAGCGGACUUUUGGUCUUCCUAUUGAAGCCAAAUAGGAGGAAAACGUUAGCCACCUUUAUUCUGUCACUUUUAUGCCCUUCUUGACGGAACAGAAAUGGGAAGAGAAAGUGCUAAGUUUUGCCUCAGAAAGAGUCAGAGGGAACAACUUGCCAUUCCUAAAAUUCUUGUUCCCCACAUCCUGCUGACAUAAUUAGCCCAGUGAAGCCUUGUCUGAAUCCAGGAGAAAAUCCUCCAAGGAUCCUCUCAUGUCCAGCACAGCAAUAACUUGAAAACCGGCCUUCCCGUUCGAUGGAGUUGCCCCCUUCUCUGUAAGCCGAUGUAGCUUUCCUCAGUUUGGCACUGUCGGGUCAUAUUAGAAUUUGGCUCUCCUAAUGCCCAGCCAGGAAAGGCCAGUUGGCUGGGAAUUAUGAGAAUUGAAGCCCAGUUUGUGUGGGAGGCACCAGGUUGGGGAAGGAGGCACUGAAAUAUCUGUCUCCACACGCACACACCUUACACCAAGGAGGAGGAGGAGGUUUUUUUCUCUUUCACUUUCUCAAGCAUCUUCAGAAUGUUUUCUUAAGCUAACAUGAAGCAUUUUGAGGUGGGAAUUUUCAUUUUGCUCAAUUAUUAAAUUGUACAAAUGGAGGAAAAAAUACUACAGGUUUCUAGAUUUUAGGAUUCCUUCAAUCCAGGAAGUUCUUAACACCCCCUGCUCAAAAGAGCACCCUCCACUAAGGUUUUUUACUUUUUCCCUUUUGAUACUUCUUAAGAUUUCUUCUCCCUACUUCUUUUUCCCACUUUCCUUUACUGCUGAUCUAUAUUUUGUCCAUGACCCCCAUUUGUCUCCUCCUUGAAGGAUUGGUUUUAUUUAGAUCCUUAUUAAAUAGUCUUACGUUCCACUGGAUCUCUGCUUUUUAAAUGCUCUUUAACGUCUUUGUAUGUCUGACCCAGGUUUUCUGUCAUUUCCUUUUCAUUCAUCAGAGUUUUGCUUUAAUAAACAAAU
Python bivittatus (Burmese python) is the source of this 2284-nucleotide messenger RNA. The record is from RefSeq and is a predicted model, not a curated record. NCBI's taxonomy places the organism in Eukaryota, Metazoa, Chordata, Lepidosauria, Squamata, Pythonidae.